GCCUGCCCUUCGCCCGGAUGCCCCAGCACCGAACUCCCCCAUUUGUGAAUCGCCCCGAUUUUCUCAUGCGGAAUGCUGAAUCUGAAGCAUGCCAUUGAAGUUAGACGUCCGUGACGCAUUAAUCCAUCGGUGCUAACUGCUAACGGCCUAAGCGUGCUAACACCUAAGGUAUGUCUCGAAUUCCCUGGGGUGUCAGAUAAUUCUCAGCCCACACCGUGGCUAUCGCCGAGUGUUUGCGGCCAUCUGUCUUCGUCGGACCUUUGACUUCAGGAGUUCAAGUUGGAAAUUCUCUCUCCUUCACUUCUAUGCCAUUCUUUUCGUGAUUUUUUGGAGGGUCUGUACAUGUCGAGCUCCAUCGACACCGAUGAAUGAUCACUGAACCGUCUUUCGACUCCGUUCCGUGCGAAUACCUCCUGGAUGCCUGCCCAAGACGGUAUACUGGAGAAAGGAUACUUGGGGGAUCUCAAUCCAGACCUAGCCCGCUCCGCUCCCUCUCGAUUAUUCAAAUGGUUGCUCCAUUUGGCACGACCGUCCUUUACGGUCCACCCCAAUGGCAAUGGUCAUAACAACAAGUUAGGACGGACCGCAUAUCUAGAUGGUCUGCGAGGGUUUGCCGCGUUCAUCGUCUACUGGCACCAUCACAACCUCUGGGCGCGCGGCAUCGCCAGCGGAGUCUUCGAGAAUGGCUACGGCUACAUGGGCAAACAUUACUUUGUCGCGCUCCCCUUCGUCCGGAACUUCUUCUCCGGCGGACAUUUCGCCGUCUCGAUCUUCUUCGUGAUUUCCGGCUACGUCCUGUCCGCCAAACCCGUCGCCCUGAUCCAAGCUGGCGACCACGUCAAGCUCGGCGACAACCUCGCUUCGGCGCUGUUCCGCCGCUGGAUCCGCCUGUACAUCCCGCUCAUCGCCACCACGAUCCUCUACGUCUUCUGGUUCCACACCUUCGGCCUGGGCGUGAUCGCCAAGAAGAAGGACACCAUCGGCGCGGAGCUGUGGGAAUGGUAUGCCGAGUUCAAGAACUUCAGCUUCGUCUACCGCACGAGCGGCGAGCCGUGGUUCACGUACAAUUUCCACACCUGGUCGAUCCCCGUCGAGUUCAAAGGGUCCGUCAUCAUCUACACCUGCCUGCUGGCGUUCUCCAGGGGGACGCGGAACGCGCGAUUGCUCCUCACUAUCGGCAUGAUCGUGUAUUUCAUGUACAUCGUCGACGGCGCCCAUUAUUCCAUGUUCCUCGCCGGCAUGCUCCUCGCCGAAAUCGACACCCUUGCCAUGAACGACAACCUUCCGCACUUCUUCAAAGCCUUUGAAGCGUCGAAGCAAUACAUUUUCUACGGCUUCUUCAUCGUGGCCAUGUACCUCGGCGGCGUCCCGUCCAUCGACCAGGACACGAGAAACCUCGCCAAGUCGCCCGGCUGGUACUACCUCUCCUUCCUGAAACCGCAGGCGAUCUUCGACUACAAAUGGUUCUACCUCUUCUGGGCCGCCGUGUUCAUGGUCUCCUGCAUCCCGCGCAUCCCUCUGCUCCGCCGCUUCUUCGAGACGCGCUUCAACCUGUACCUGGGCCGCAUCUCGUUCGCGUUAUACCUCGUCCACGGCCCGGUGCUCUGGAUCGUCGGCGACCGGAUGUACGCCGCCGUGGGAUGGUAUCGGGAGGACAACAUGCUGCACACGCCCAAAUGGGUCAACGCGUUCCCGAUCCCGCGCAUCGGGCCGUUAGGGCUGGAGACGGACUUCUGGCCGUGUCAUCUGGUUCUGCUGCCGCUGACGCUCUGGCUGGCGGAGGUCGUCACGCGGAUGUUCGACGAGCCGAGCGUCAAGUUUGCGCGGUGGAUAUAUACGUCGACGCUGGAGGAGGAGAAUAAACGGUAGACUCGGAGUGGGGGACAAAAGGGCUAACUUGUAUAGACGAAUCCUAAAGUAAUGGAUUUGCAUUUACGUUUGGCGUUUGGAUUGUAUACUGGUGUAGUUCUAGCCGAAGCAAUGCAUUUUUAUCGAUAGCUUUAGCCUAUGCCGUCACGAUCAAGGGAUAUGUCUGUCCACCAGUGAUGAGGGUGCCGAGCCAUGUGAGGUUCCAUUUCGAAGUUGUGAAUACGGUCCCAUCAUGCCUUGGGAACUAAGUAUUAGUUUUAGUUGCCUAUCCCCAUUCCGGUUCCUUCUGCCGGUAUUUAGGGGAGAAAUAUUAACG
Molecule: messenger RNA, 2185 nt
Organism: Eremomyces bilateralis CBS 781.70
Lineage: Eukaryota; Fungi; Ascomycota; Dothideomycetes; Eremomycetales; Eremomycetaceae
Exons: 1
Coding region: 418-1869 (483 amino acids)
Biological process (GO): polysaccharide biosynthetic process
Cellular component (GO): membrane
Molecular function (GO): acyltransferase activity, transferring groups other than amino-acyl groups
Source: RefSeq, a predicted model, not a curated record